Messenger RNA from Lymnaea stagnalis (great pond snail), 20179 nucleotides. Lineage: Eukaryota; Metazoa; Mollusca; Gastropoda; Lymnaeidae. The record is from the annotation of a GenBank genome assembly.
GUUCACCUCAUCAUCAAUGGUUACGCAUUGUGACAGUGUGCACCCGAGGUAAGAGAAUCGGUUUACACUUUUAAGCCUUUAAAAUCCAUGAUAUUUGUGUAGCCGAGUGGUAAGCGACAGCGUGCAGUUUUAAUAUAUAUUUGGUUUAUAAACUAAGUAAAAGGCAAUGAGUACUAUAGCCUUUUAUUUGUUCUUAGAGUGUUGUUUAAAACGGAAUUGCUCUCCCAAUGAGUAGGAAAUUUGGAAUGAACCCAGUAGUGACAUGCGAGGUAUUCUGUUACACCUGUAUAAAGUCCGGUAAAAACGUCAGUCACGGUUUAAUUAUAUACGUUACAAUAAAGUAUUAGUUUAUUGGUUUAGGUCAUUUUCAGAGUAUGACAAGUAUUACAUUAACAUAACAGCAUGCGUUCUACAAUGAUAUGACAGUUGUUGAUAUGCGCCAAGUUUACAUAGACUGGCCACCAGUAUGCAAUUAGGGAUUCUACUUUGUGGUGCUUGGGUUAAACGUAUUGCCAUGCAUUAAGAGUUACAUAGACCUGUGUGCGCAUUUGUGACUAAACAUAAAUUAUAAUUAUACACAUAUUGUUGAUUUGUGUUUUUACACUGGCGUGAUAUCACAACAGUAAUAGUUAGCCUCGGACAACUUUAAUUUCAAGUCCACAAUACCUGACUAUGUGUAUAGCAUAUUUGUGAUCUAACCGGUAAUUAUUUCGUAGGACUGAACCAAACAGACACACUGGCUAAAAAUGAGGUGUCUUGACCCACGACACAAAUUUUAGCACACAACAGUGCUCCCAAAGCAUUGUUUUAUCCCCCCCCCCACACCCCAACUGAUCACAUAAAAUGUUUUAAUAGCAUCCCCAACAUACAAAUUAGUGGGGUGACAAUAAGAGGUCUGCAUGCUGCCGAAAAGAAGACUUAAGUUCAAACUAGUUGCCUUUUAAAAAAAUAAUAUUAAUUUAUGGCCUUAAGAUACACAAUCGUAUGUUAAAACUGGAAAUAAGUGAAAAUGUAUUUGAAUUGUAAUUAAUUUAAGUGGUUAACUUUAAAAAAUCAUGUUUAACAUUACACCCCCACCAUUUUGACCCCCCCCCCCCNAACAACAAAAUUUCCUCUAUUGCAAAGUUUUAGCUCAAGAAAGGGUCCCCAACCCAGGGUGAGCCAAUAUAUUGUCACGAACACUCUCCUUUUCGCUAAAAAUGACGCCUUUCCAUUCAAAGCAAAAAAGUGAUGCCCAGGGCAGACCGCUUCGCCUGCCCCCUUAUCUUGUCCCAUAGACUAUAGACAAUUAUAUUAUAUGCCCUCCUAUUAAUUACAAAGUGCCUCCCUGUGUGGGUACGCCACAAGCAUGGGCGCCCGCAGGGGGGGGAAGGUGGGGCACUUGCCCCCCCCUGGAUUGAUUGGAUACAAUUUUUUAGACAAAAAUAGACAAAAAAUGUAUUAAAGUAAAGAGAAAAUAAAGAGAAAGUAACUAAGCUGAUGUCCUGUCCGUUCGUUCACCAUACAAAUACCCUACAGUAAAUUAAAACUACAUUAAAACUUUGCCAAACAUUUUUUGCCCCCCUCUAGAAUGGUAAUUAAUUUUUUGCCCCCCCCCCCCCCUAGAAAGCUUUCUGCGGGUGCCCUUGGCCACAAGUAAGGGAAUAUAAUUCGUUUUUCUUUCUAAGGCCAAAGAGUCAACGACUGACAAGACCUUCGAUGUUCUGCGUGUACAUAGGCCAAAGUCAAAGGAUUUGCAGGUACACCGACGCGGUUUAUGUACUGCAGGCUUUUUAACCAUUUUUUUUUUAUUCCCCUUCACUGUCAAAAGAUUUCUAAUCCUUUGCGGAGAGCUAUUACUACUAUUAGUAUUAUGGUAAAUUUUGUACAUAUAUACAUUUUUUAGUAUCAAAAUCCAUUGGCAUUAUAUUUUGGCUUAGAAAAACGCUGAGCGUUCUGGGAAUUUAGGUUGGUACUUCAAUUUCAAUUUUAAUUCACCGCAAAAAUUAUUAUUAUUCACACUUCCAAUAAAACAAAUAACAAAGGGUCGUAAAACAAAUGUUCUUUUGAAUGAAAACGUUUAAGUUUAAGCUUAACUCAACGCAAAAAUGAUUGUACAUUGUAAUUUACAUUGUACAUUAUUUUACAUUUCCAUUAAAACACUUCACACUUCAAAUAAAACAAAUGUUCUUUUGCAUUAAAACAUAUUUACUUCUUUUAAAGUCCUCUGCUACUGUGGUGGACCUGGUGGUCAAAUUUGAAAAAUAUCGUCUAAGAGUGGCGUUGAAUACAUUUAAACCAUUCUCUUUAACGUGUCGACGCAAAAUGAACCCACACAUAUAAGAAUCGAGCAUAUGUCUGUGUGUGUCAUUGUUUCUCUCUUUUGCCAAUUUCCAAGUAUGUUCGUCGAUGCGUUGAGUAUUGGCAUUCCAACGAAUUCAAGGUGUCUACAGAAGCAGUUGUAUUUAUUAAACCAUAUAUCAGAUAUAACUGCAUAGACAUAGAAUAGCAGUAUCGGUAAUGAUAAUUUUUGCGGCGCAAAAAAUUGCGGUGAAUUAAAAUUGAAGUGCCAUAAGGUUUAUUUACGCUAGUUUGGCAAUUUAAAAAAAAAGUAUUAUUCGAAAUUAGCAACAUUAUGGGUUGUUUUGAACUAUAACAUUUAAAGUGUUAACGGAAAUUUUAAUUGAAUUAAUUUUAAUUAAUAUUGAAUGACAUGGACAUGAUAGUAUUAGCACUAGUGCUAUUAUUAGUAUGAUUGCUUGUAUCUUAUAUAUUAUAAGUCUAAGUUAAAGUCUAAAUUUCUUAGAGUCUAAGACUAAGAAGAUGAUUAUGCCUUAAGGCAUUUCCAUGGUUUAAGUCUAGUUCUGUAUUCUGAUUGAUUAGGUUUUUAUAUGUUGCUAUGACUAUGCGGUUUGUUUUACUGACUAAUUCAGGAAAUACAUUCCAAUGUAAUGUCAAUUCAAUAAUGUUAUUCUUUUUGUUGUUAAUAUAUAUUUUGUGCUGUUAACUAAUUAUUUUUUUUUUUGAGGUAAUAGUUUUUGUAUAGUUAACACCUGAAAACUUUUUUUGUUUAAAAAAAAAAAUCAAGAUCUAUUUUACGGAAAUCACUUCCAUAUUCCCAAACAAUUUCCCAAACCAAUAUUAAUAUAUACCAGUGUGUAAAAUUUCUUAUGUUUACUAACUGUGGUAAAAGUAAACUGGUAUAUAGGUAGUCCAAACACUUCCAUAUUCCCAAACAAUUUCCCAAACCAAUAUAUACCGGUGUGUAAAAUUUCGUAUGUUUACUAACUGUGGUAAAAGUAAACGGUAUAUAGAUAGUCCAAACAGAAUAUUUAUUCGUCUAGUCUUUAAAUUUAACUAACUGUGUGAGCCCUGGUGACAGCUCAAGUGUUACUAUUGCUAUGCUCUCUGAUAUGGUACUACUAAUACAUUGCAAUCGCAGAGUGAAGGGUUCAAUUUUAUUUUUUACUUUUGUUUUUACUAUUUUUCACUGAAGAAGGCUUCUUGCCAACAUCAUUGGAGUGUUGUGUCGUUUUCUUCUGGUUUUACCCUUACUUAGUUUCCUUUUAUUUAACCUCUUUUUAGUCUCUCCCUCUGACUCUUAUCACCUUUUUAAAUAUUACCAGCAAUAUUUAACUGAACUAAUUGUGAGAGUCUAAAAGAUUAUUUGGCAAAAAAUGCAUAACAAUGCAUAAACAGUUACAAUGAAAUUGCCUGGAAGUACAUGAUAAGUUACAAUGCAAUAAAAUGUUGGCACAUUUCCUCACGCUACGAUUUCCAACCAACAUUGAACAGUAAUAUGUUCAACUAUUCCUCACUUUUAUCAAAGUGGAUCAUUAAAUCCGAUCAAGCUGUGGCCAGUUGUGCUACCGCUGCUUACAUGACCUGGCGCCGUCCUAUCUGAAAGAGCUGCUUACGCCUUAUGUACCCACUAGAGAGCUCCGCUCAUCCGAUAUUGGCAAACUCUCGACAUCACGUGUUUGCCUUGAGACUUACGGAAAGCGCACUUUCGCAUUUGCUGGUCCAACUAUUUGGAACGGCCUUCCUGUCGAUCUCAGAAACAAUCAGACACUGGAGUCCUUUAAAACAGAUUUAAAGACACAUCUAUUUCGCAAACACCUUCUGGGAUGAUUGUCAACCUUAUUUUCCAGUUAGUGCAUAAUGGCUGUGUUGCUUGGGGUUGAAAUGGCUAGAAAGACUCUGCAAUUGUAUGCUAGUAAUUAGUUUUUGGAUGGUUGCGUUUGUUUUAAAUGUGGUAAAUUAUAGAUUUGUAUUUCGUUUACUUUGUACCGCGCUUCGAGCCUUUGGGGAUGAAGCGUGUUUUUGAAAUGAACUUUAUUAUUAUUAUUUGUGUGCUAUCCAGUAGCACUCUCACAAAAUCGUAUUGAAUUACACAAUACUGGUACAAAACUCUUUGGCACUUAAGACUGAGUUACUCUAAUAGAAAAGUAGCAGUAGUGCUAAAAACAAAAUGAGUUACUCAGCCCCAACUCUAAAUUAAACCGAUUGAGUACCAUAUUGACUAUUGAGAAGACUUCUGAAUUACCAACUGUUGUAAGUUGUAGACACUGUUACUGUUAUAGGGUAAAAGUAAUUAGGCGAAUAAAUUAUUUUAAAAUAAUAUUUGAUAUACCAGGUAGAGCUUAGUUUAACCAAGGUUUUGUCUAAGGCUGUGCGAAGGAAAAACAGCGCUCUGUUUCAUCAAAAACUUAUAUAGGAUUACAUACACACACACAUGGGCACCCGCAGGUAGUGGCAAGGUGGGCCACUUGCCCCUCCCCCCCCCCCGUGGUGGAUUGAUUGGAUAAAAUUUUUUUAGUCAAAAAUAGACAACAAAUUUAUUAAAGUAAAGAGAAAAUAAAGAGAAAGUAACUAAGUAACUAAGCUGAUGUCCUGUCCGUUCGUUCACCAUACAAAUACGCUACAGUAAAUUAAAACUUUAUUAAAACAUUACUAACAAUUUUUUGCCCCCCCCCCGGAAAGUUACCCGGUAAUCGAUUUUUUUGCCACCCCCUAGAAAGUUUUCUGCGGGCGCCCAUGCACACACAGACUAUUUGUGAAAUUUAAUUUCAGAAACUUUGUACAAAACUGGAUCUCAAUUUUUUUUUUUAAAAUUGUUAUCUUAGAUUGGUAGGCUGAGGAAACAAGGAAAAUGGGUAAACUUGCAAAAUUAACAUCUUGGUUAAAUCCAAUCGAAAUAUCAGUGACUAUUAUUGCUCCUUAAAAUGAAGUAGCGUCAUCUCAUCCUCUAUUGGAUCCAGCCAUCUAAUUCCAGACAAUACCAUUACCUAUUUCCUCUGCUGGGGAAAUGUAAAAACUGAAACACACAAAACUGUGUCAGAAAACGAGAGUGUGAUUCACCACACUGAUCCCGGGCUAUGGAAUAUUAAGAACACUUGUACGGUUGAGUACUGGAUUCGCCAUGAGCAGUGGCGACACUACACCAGGUCCCGCCGGGUCCCAGGACCUGGUAAAAAAACUUGGGAAUGGCAAGUAUGUAAAACUUGAAUGGCUUCUCUAUUCACCAAACCAAGGUGUUUGUAUUGUUUUGCAUGUCGUCUAUUGUACAAAAAAGUAUUUCCCUCUGCUAUAUCAGGAUUCCAUUAUUGGAAACAUAACAAUAGUAUUGUAGAACAUGAAAAUUGAGUAGUGCAUUGCAAGGACGUGACUGCAUAUUUGCUUGGACUGAAAGAAGCUAGGUGUUUAGGUCCUUUAUGAAUCAAAGACCAUAGGUCAAAACAGAAGUACUGGCAUCAAGUUCUGACUCGUGGGGUUUAUGGCGUUCGCUUUCUUGGCUCCAGAGGUUUGGGUCAAACUAUUGGGUCAGUAGGCAAUGGACAUUUUUAAAGGUGUUGAGUGAAUGUAAUCCUUUUUUUGGAAGAGCGCCACAAACUAUAAUGGAAAUGCUGGAAAGGACAACACAUCAUACCGGUCUGCAAAUAUUUGAGAAUAAUUUAUUGAUCUAUUGUGGCAACAUGUCCUUUGUCCUAUUCUGAAAAAAAUUACAGAGUCAAAGUAUUAUUCAAUAAGUUAUGAUUCGACUUCAGACAUUUCACACAUUGAUCAACUGACAUUUACGGUCCGGUACAUUCGAGGAUGUAAGUCUGUGGGACGUUUUAUCAAGUUAAUCUUCAUAUUUUCCCAUGGAGCAAAGGAUCUAACAGACACUGUUUGUAUCAAAGGAUCUAGCAGACAAUGUUUUGGAUUUCCUGAAUGAGAACAAAAUUCCACCUUCAAUUUGCUGUGGUCAAUCGUAUGACAAAUCUUUACAUUUCAAUGUCUAUGGACGCUACACUGCGUGGAUUGCAAGCAUGGCUGCGUCAAUGGAACGAGUUUGCCGUGUAUGUUCCUUGUGCUGGACACAGUCUGAACUUAGUGGGCUUAAAAGCAACAAGUUGGAAAAUUCUUUGACUUUCUUCAGCGCCUAAAUACCUUUUCUCAGCUUCUACACAUUGAUGGAAUGUUCUGGUAUCUUCCUUAGUAAAAUCUCUCGUUGUCGUAAAGCAUCUGUCUGACACAAGAUGGUCGGCACAUUUUGAUGCCAUCAACGUUUCGAAAAAAAUACAAAACGCUCUGGACUCAGCUGACACUGAUCAGGAAAAGAAAAACGAGGCGUGAGGCAGAAAGACUAAGUACUCAAAUUGACAACCUGAUAAUUUAUCAUAACAUGGGAUGAAUUAUAAUGUAUUUCUGAUCUUAUAAAAACCAUUAUUGAAUUGGAAUGUUUUUGCUUUUGUUUAAAUAAGUUGAAUUAACCUAUUUGUAACUUUAUUGAAUGUUUAUUCUUUACAAUUUUAUUCCUCUUGGUGAUUUGGGAUGGGAGCAACAACUGUUUGCGCCCCCCCCCCUAUUGUUUGAGCAUGGGGCUAGUGCCCCACUCCCCCCCCCCUUUCUAACGACCAUGGUGUCUUGUGUUGCUGGGGGCCCCAGUGCAUUGCUGUGCCCAGGGCCCCCCAUGUUCUUAAGACGACCCUGCUGGUCAGAACUGUUGGCGAUCGUCCUAUACACUGCCGUGCAUGUCUUCCGCGAACAGUCUUACUUGGGAUGUCAGCUUUUUGAGUUAAUGCAAUGUAGUAGUGUGGUGUGUAGGUGAUCUUGGAUGAAUACGUCACGCAGUAUGUCUUCUGGGAGAAUGCCAGGUCGUGCAGAAUUAGCUAACAUGAAGAUGUUGCGCAAUUCUUUCGCAUAAUCCUCGACAGUUUCCCCAAGGUAUUUUUGUCUACGGUAGAAUGCGGCCGCUACAGUUGUGACGUCACGAUGAUCACCCCAGUUAUGCAAAAUCAAGUGCAGUAGUUUAUCUGGAGUGUCUAUCGUAGGAACAGCUUGGUCCAAAAUGUCCUGACGAGCACGUCCCUAUUAUCCAGAUGACCGCUGAGGUUGCGGGCAUCGGCUGAAGUUGCAGGAAUAACCUUACUUCCUUCACAAACUGCUCUGCAUUGCACUCGCCAUCAAAUUUAGACAGCUUGGGUGGACUGUUGGCUAGGUGAAACUGCUCUACUGCACUUUUCUCCAUCGGUCGGUCUAUGUGUGUUCUGUCUAUGAUUGUGUUACCUUUUCUUUAAAACUGUCCUCAAAGAAUCCUGCCGACAACGCCAAAACUGUAGCCGAGUGGUAGUGGUGACCCUGCCGACGACGCCAAACAUGGUUUUCGUAACGGGUCUAAUAGCGGGUUGGGGCAUACACUGCCACACAAUAUCAUCAAAAAUUUGAAUUUGACAGUACGUGUUGGCAAACUCCAAACAAAGCUUGGCAAACUCCAAACAAAGCUUGCCAAGCGAAAGUUAAGAUGGGGAAAAAAUGUCAGCAUCAGAGUUUGUGUCGGCAGCCAUGAAUUGUCCCGUCAUUUUAAGACGGUGGUGUGGCCCGUUAUGUUUGUCCCCUUGUGUAAAAAAACCAACCUGGAUGUUAUUAGUGGAUCCACUGAACAAAUUUCGCCUCUGAGGUUUGAUGAUUGGAUAUUUAUAUAGUGCUGGUAUCCAUGCUACUUUAGCAUGCUCACUGCGCUGGUAUCCAUGCUACUUUAGCAUGCUCACUGCGCUGGCAUCCAUGCUACUUUAGCAUGCUCACUGCGCUGGUAUCCAUGCUACUUUAGCAUGCUCACUGCGCUGGUGUCCGUGCUACUUUAGCAUGCUCACUGCGCUGAUGUCCGUGCUACUUUAGCAUGCUCACUGCGCUGGUAUCCAUGCUACUUUAGCAUGCUCACUGCGCUCGGGUUUUCUUAAAUCUAUUUGAACAAAAAAGUUUUAAAAUGUUUCUUAAAUGAUUUUUUUUUAUCAUUUUCAAUUCCUCUCAAAGAUUGAGGCAAACUGUUCCAUAAUUUUGGCGCUAUCGCUUCAAAGAGCGCACUCCGUAAGACAUUUUUCUGUGUUAAUCCACACUGGAAAUGUUCAGUAAGGAUCGUCUUGAAGACCGCAGGUUCUUUAAGGAUACAUGUUUAUAAAUCAGUUCUUUAAGAUACCUAUUCCGGUGCAGAGCCUUCUAUGCAUCUGUACCCAGGGACAGAAUUUUGUGGUAAAUGCGCUCACUAUCAUUAUCCUCAUCUUCUGUGCAAUUUUCACAACUAUCUUUUAACUCAAAGGAGAAGCCGGAAACUGGGAUCUCAACUCUUGAAGCCUCUUCAUCAAAACAAAUCAACUCGUCUGACCUUGACCCAGGAGUGUUUGUGAAUUCGGUCAAAAUGUCACCCCUACGUCAUCUAAUGGCCGCUACCUGGUUACGAUCUCCACUUCUUGUUUACGAAAGGCGUAGCUUGUCCAGGUUUUAGUUUGACUCAUUUGACAUCGCUAUGUUGAAGCGGAAGGUGAUUUACCUAUUCAACACCCGUGGGCGUGUUAACCAUAGGCUCGGGUAUCUAGUAAUUCUCGGGCCUUUCAUUAAAAAAAAAACAAAAGCAAAAAAAAACCUGUGAAUUAUCCACAAUACACUAGGUUCUCAGUCUUCGCAUCUGAUGCAGUCAUUACCCUCAUCUAAUUGACGGGACGAACCCAACUAACUAAUAGCUAUAUGAGCUUGACUCAGGCAUUGCCGUGAUCUGGCAUCUCACCUCCUCAUCAAAAAAAAACCUGUGAAUUAUCCACAAUACACUAGGUUCUCAGUCUUCGCAUCUGAUGCAGUCAUUACCCUCAUCUAAUUGACGGGACGAACCCAACUAACUAAUAGCUAUAUGAGCUUGACUCAGGCAUUGCCGUGAUCUGGCAUCUCACCUCCUCAUCAAAAAAAAACCUGUGAAUUAUCCACAAUACACUAGGUUCUCAGUCUUCGCAUCUGAUGCAGUCAUUACCCUCAUCUAAUUGACGGGACGAACCCAACUAACUAAUAGCUAUAUGAGCUUGACUCAGGCAUUGCCGUGAUCUGGCAUCUCACCUCCUCAUCAAAAAAAAAAGUCUGAGCUUGAUUAAGGAUUACUUACUUCAGCUCGUUUAUAUCAUGUUGAAGCAGAAGGUGAUAUACAUGUUCAACGCCAUUGGUGCCAAACAAUUCUAAGUUCGUAAUCAAAAGACUCAGGUGUAUUUUCAGGUUUAUUUUAUAACCACAACUAACACCAAUAAAGGCCAGGGCCCUACAUGGGCUGUAGUGCCACUGAUGAUGACUAACACCAAUAAAGCCAGUUUUCUAAUCAAUCCAACCAGUUUCGCUAUCACUGGCCUCAGGUUUAUAGCCGAUAUCAACGUCUCUAAUACAAGUACAAGGUUCAUAAUCAAGAGCAACAGUUUCACGAUCAAUAGGCUCAUGUUUGUAGCCGUUAUCAAGGUCACUAAUACAAGGUCCAUAAUCAAGAAAAACAGUUUCAAUCAAUAGGGUUUAAAUCAAUAGGCGUAUAACAUCAUUUAUUUCAGGUUCAUAACAUAACAUAAUAUCACCAUAAGUUUCAAAUUUGGUGCAAGGGCUAUAGUCAUUUUGGACGUUAUAAAAACUAACCCGUUUCUCUAGACGUUUCUCAGAUUCUCCACAAUGGUCCUCACAUAUACCAAAAGAAAUUUUGUUAAAAUCAGGAUUGUCAUUUUUAGUUUUAUUUUCUAUAAAUUUUACUCAAGAAUUGUUCUCUCGAAACCAUUUUUAAAUUUAUUCCGAUUCCCAGUAACUUUGAUCCUCGUAUAUUUCCUCGGUUGAAUUUGGUUAGCGUCUCUAAUGUGUUGUCUUUAAAUGAAUUCUGAUUGACUUUACUCUCAGGGAAGCUUGGUACCUCGUCCAAACACUUGGACCUUAUUGUUAUGUCUACUGCAGUAGUCGUGCGUUCAUGUUCAUCCUCAGUCUUUAUAACUCCAGGAAAGGUGUUGAUUUCAUUCAUUUAUCCCCACAGUGCCGCAGCUAGGGUUAAAAUAAGUCAGCAGUAUAACAAUGACAAGAACAAAAAACAAGUUAAAUGAAGGUCAGGAGGUAACAUCUUUUUAAAAAUGUGACAUGUACUUAGAAUCGCCCGACCACAUCGUAAUUGAUAUCAAUAGAAAGCUUUAUUUCUUAGAAUUUAGAUGCACAUAGCUUCCUGUCACUUAAGAAAGUUACCGAACACUUCAAUCGGCGUUGAGUCGUGAUCAAAACGCUGUUUUUCUAACCGAAUAAUAGCUCCACCUCAUUUCUGACGCAUCAACCUUGAUAUUUGAAUAAAGCACGUAUUUGGAUUGGUUACAUCUGUGAGAAAAUGGACGUUUGACCGAUUAUCCUUUUAUUAUGCAAUUGGUUAGACAUAGCAUUGUGCAUUUUUUCAAUUUAGUGUCACCACUUGAGAUGGUGUCACCCCAACUACGCAACUAAAUCCCUUCAUUAAAUAUUACUUUCGUAACCGGUAUAUAUUUUUUUUACCACCGAUUCCGAUGGCUUACUUAUAUGCGUAGGUAGAUCCAAACAUUUUUCUCUUCGAUUCUCUCUUGUUCUAUUUCAUGUUCCCCUCCGCGAGAGUUUCUAACACUUACGUUUCUUUUCUAGUUUAAUUGUAUGUUCUCGUUCCUCCGCCCCUUCCCUUUCUAACUCGGCCAUCUUCCUCUAUGUUUGAGUUCUCUUUGUCUUGUGUGGCGCUUCGCUCAGGUCGACCCUGUUGAUUACGGCCAUGGAUGGUUCUGUUGUGGCGGGCACCUAGGGUUGCUGUGGCGUUAGCCUUAUAGGCUGGGCUUGUUGGUUCUGUUGGGCACCCACUGUGGAUGAUGGCUAUGACUGGUUCUGUUGGGCUUUGGUCCCAAAAAUUGGCCAUGGUUGUGGCGGACAAAAUGCUGGGUUCAGCUUACAAACGUUUGAGAGUUCCGCGUACCUUAGGUCAGGCCACAAUUGUUGAUGUAUGUUAGUUAGGACACUUUUGACGAGCUCCUCUUUGUGGCCAAUGAUACAAUACUUGGUUCUGUUUGGCCGGGCCCUCACUUUGGCCAAUGAUUAUGGCUGCUAUUACUAAUAUGGCACUUUUGACAGGCCCUGGUGUACGUUGUCUAGGAUUAGGUCCAUUUGGGUAAGGCGUCCCCCCCCCUCCCCUUUUUCCUGAAUUUACAGGUUUUAUUUAAAUUGCUAUGUACUGUGGCGCUCCCAGUAAUAAACAACUUAACAUGCCGACCAAGUUUUUGUCUACCCCCCCUCCCCUGAAAAAAACAUGAAAUGACGCUCUUGAUUAGGUCUCCUCCAUAUGGUCACAUAAAACAAUGUUACUAAGAGUCUAGAACUUUGUUUCUGUCUCCUCGGCCCUACAAGUACAAGGCUUAUGUGUAUAAUUAAUGAUAUUCACCCCCCCCCCCCCCCCCGCUCACAUAAUGUUCACAGCAAAGGUUUUAAUCAACACUCAGACGAGGUCAUACGCAGCUUAGUUCAAUUUGUGAUUUAAGUAUUUAAAGGAAAAAUAUAACAGGAAAAAAUAUCUAUGUUCACACACAUAAUAACUUAAACAUUAGAACUACCAGUACGUCAUAAUCUGACUGACUGUGACACUUUUAUGCCAUGCACACACUAAUUAUAUUCAAAUACAACACAUGAAUAUAUAGGGCCUAUUCCUAUUUUUCUGCCAACAGAGUUUGGUUGGAUGCUGGUAGUUCUUUUCAUCAAUCUUAUAUUUAAUGGUUUUGUAAUUUAAAAAAAAACAAAAAAACAACAACCCAUAAUGGAAAUGUCUAGCAAAUAUCUAUAAAAAUUUAUAUGGAUAGAUUGUAGAUUAUAAUUAUAUUAUGUUGGGGAACACAUUUGUCCGUAAGUUACAUGUAACGGUAGUGGCGACGUCGCUACAUACACAAUCAUUCACAAUGCAUAUUAUGUUAGUGAUGACACUACACACAAAAUUUAUAUGUUAGUUAGUGAUGACACUACGUACAUUAUGAUACUAUGUAAAUGUACACAUUGUCUAUUGUAGUGAUAGUAGGCCUAUACACAAUGUAUGGAUAUCUCAUAGCUUUCAAAUGUGAUGUCUUAAUUACUUUAAAAAAUAUCAUUUCUUUGUGUUUGAGCACUGUUUUUCAGAUAAUCAAAUUGUGUAAAAAUAUCUUUAAUUCAAAAUAUCCAAAAGUCUUACUUAUGUGAUUAAUCAUAAGGAGACACAAUCGUAAGUGGUAUAGUAUAAGGUAAGUAUUAUUUAUUAGCAUAUCUUUCUAAAACUAGUCUCAUCUGUACAAAGUGCUCUGGUCUUGGUGAGAAAUCUUUGACCCAAAUCAGAAGAGAUAACAUUUGCUGUUAAAUACUGAACUUAAACUUGUCUAAUCUGGUGGCGUUUAGCUAAGGUGAUUCUUAAAUCAGACUUAGGCUUGGUUGACUAGGCAAGUGGUGUCUUGCUUCAAGCUAAUUAAUUUAUCUAUAUGAUCAUGUUUUAUUAUUAUAUUUUUAUAUUGACUACAUUUCAUUUUAACAAAUCAAUUUAAUAAUAUUUUUAAUCAACCUCAUAUUAAAAUGUAUUUUAAUAUACAAAUGCUCCAAUGUUUUCUCUCACAGAACUCAACAAAUAGAAACUUGUAGAAUCAUCAAUUAUUUUGCAAUGGCUUCCCCAAAGAUAGAAGUGGCUGUAAAGAAUUGUUGUCCCUCAAUCGGAGAAGGUCCACACUGGGAUGUUGCUACACAGUCCCUGUUGUAUGUUGACAUUAUUUCUGGUGGGGUGCACAGAUGGGAUUCUAACACAGGAAUUGAGGAAAAAAUUAACUUGGGUAAUUUUUAGUUACUGUAGUGUUAGUUAUUACUUUGAUCGUUAACAACGUAAAUUGACUCUAUUUUGAUUCUGCAAGUGAGCCUGUAGUGAUAGACACAUCCCAUCUUUGCUUAAAAUUUUGUUUUAGUUUUGGAAAAGCAUAUAGGCAACUUAUUUAUACUUUUUUUUAAACAGCUAAGCUCUAACGAUUUAAUGUGGUCAUGUGGUUUAUCUAUUUUUUUUCUCUCUCAAACCCUUCAAUCCCUAAAACUAUAUGAAGUUGCCUGUACAUAAUGAAAACUGACACAUUUGAAAUUCUAACUAUGGCCUACAUAAUUAGAAAUGUAAAUUAAGUGUAUUCAGAAACCUGAUUUAAGACAUUGCAAAAGAAAUUAGAACUUUAAGUAUGAAUCUUAAUCAGCAUAGAUACAAAUUACAGUCAUCAGGUAAAAUGAAAAGAGAGGGAAAGCUAGUUAUGGUCUGGGCCAGAUCAGGCACUCCAGAGCGGCCAUCUAGGAGUAAAGGAAAAUUGUUAGAAAGCUGUGGUGAAAGAGAAGUGUAUAGGGUGGAAAAUCAUUAUAGGUCAAAGUAGCAGAGGCGCUAGAUCAGGCCCUGAAGCAGUGGUGUAGCUAAGGGGACCGCACUAAUUGACACCAUUUCAGGGGUGACAACAAACUGAAAAAUUGCAUAAUUGCAGAGCACAUACUGCUCAAUCUAUCCAAAUUUCAUAUAAGGAUGAUCGAUCACACAUAAAUUUUCCACACAUAACCAAUACAAAUAUAUUGAUGCGUCAGAAAUUAGGUGACCUUAUACUUAGGUCAACUGUUUUUACCAUGAUUCCAUUGUGAUUUAAGUGUAAGGUAACAUUUGUAAGUGACAGCAUGCUAUAUUUAUCUAAAUUCUGAGAAAUAAAGCUUUCCAUUGAUACAAAAUACGAUGUAUUGGGGCAAUUCUAAGGACAUGAAUCGAAAUGGUAAAAAUGUUUAAAAAAUGUUUUUUUAGCCAUUUUUAGGGAAACAAAAUAAUAUUUUAGAAAAUUUUAAAAUUUUUUUUGAUAAUUAAUUAAAAUUUAUAUAAAUAUAAAAACAAAAAUGGUUUUUGAAAGCAAAUAUAUCCAAACCCAGAAAUGCUCAAAAAUAAUUUGUCACUAGCAUCACCCCUUAACAUUUGAGCUUGAUUGUCAUACAGCACAAGGUCUUUUACAUGCUGUCUGUGAUUUCACGUUUAUCUGCUACCUUUUUCUUUGGGAUGAACUACUUGAGGAAGCCGUAUAUAUGUGUGUGUGUAUAUAUAUAUAUAUAUAUAUAUAUAUAUUUAUACAUAUAUAUAUGGCAUCCUUCCUUCUUCGCAAAUGAUGGAAUAGCUAUGUAGUCCUACACUUUGAUGAGUGGCUCACUAGGCCAAUCCUGAAAUGACAAUUUUGACUGCAUUAUUCGCAGGAAAAUAUUGAUUCCUGGUUAGAUUUGGCCUUCCUUAUUGUUGUUUUUGCUGUAAGGGCUUCGUUAAGCUCAUCUUCUGCCUUUUUCACUCCUACAUACACUGCUGUUCACCAGCUGGAACGUUGUUCGGCAAUGAUCUCUCAUUUGUUGAUAUCCCUCAUGCUCCUUUGGCAAACGUUCAUAAAUCUCAGGCAAGGCUGUCCUUUAAGUCUUGUCCCUUCUGCCAACUCUCCAUACAGCAGCAUCUUUGGGAUACAGCCUUUCUCCAUUCUCCUUACAUGGCCUAACCAGCGAAGGCUCCUCUUGCUAAGAGCGGAGAAUAUGCUAAAGAUUUUGUAUGUUCCAAGACCUCUGUGUUAGGCAACUUGUGCUGGCAUCAGAUGCGUAAAAUUAAUGUGAUGCUGACAUCUUUGAUGGAAGCUGUUGAGUUUCCGCUCAUGACUGGUAUAUGUGGUCCACACUUCACUGCCAUAUAGUAGCGUACUAAGCACACAUGCCUGAUAGACACUUAGUUUUGUUUUUUCAGUUAGAUUGAGACCCACUUAUUCAGUUUAGCCAUAGUUGCUGCUGCUUUUUCGAUCCUGAUGUUUAUCGCUUCAACAACGGAGAGACAACUAGAAAUAUUGGAUCCAAGGUAUGUGAAAUGCUCAACAACCGAAAGAUUUUGACCUUUAAUAGAUACGAUUGAAGGGGACGGUGCUUCUUGCAUCAUAUGUGUUUUCUGUAGACUAAUUGACAGUCCAAACUCUUUUCCAAGCGUGUGAUAGACGAUUAACUAGCCGCUGAAGACCUUCUUCUGUGUGAGAUGUUAAGGCGGCAUCAUCAGCAUACAGCAGUCACGUAUUAGUACCUUUUUUACCUUGGUCUUUGCAUAAAGGUGGGCGAUAUUGAACAGCCUACCUUCAGAUCUGGUAUGGAUGUACACUCCAUCUUCACAGUCCCUGAAGGCAAUUUGAAGGUGCAUUGAGAAGAAAAUGGAGAAGAGCGUUGGUGCCAGUACACAACCCUGUUUUAAUCCGCUGCUGACUGGGAAUGUGCUGUGCAUGUUUUUGUGAAAUGACUUUAUGACACAGAAGUAUCUGCAGUAUAAAGGCUCUGGGGCCAUCCAUAAAUGCAGUCAUGCAAAUUUUUACGCUUUUUAAGCCCCCCCCCCUAAAAAAAAAUCCCCCCCCCCCCCCUCUCUCUUUAAAAAUCCCUCUGUCCACUAUUGUCUAUUGUCCUUUGCAAACCCUUGGAAAUUUCACUUCCCAUGGAUAUUGAAUAACAGCACCUGAGUCAGAAACAUUUUCCUAGAGCAGUGGUUCCAGAUGUGACAGCACCCCCUGAGUGGUGGAAGACCCAGAAAAUUGUAUUUGCUGCCUUUUAAAAAAUCAGUUUUUAUUCCUUUGGAUAAGCAGCAGUACCGUAAAUGUUUUUGUUUGGGAUAUUACUUUUAUUUUGUUCCCCUUGUUAAUGUUAAUAGAAUUAAUAGGCAUUUAAUUCAAGAAAUUUUAAUAAUACUAUGAUGACUAAAUUAUUCUCAUAUUUUAAAUGUUACUACAAUAUAAUUUAUAGAGUUUGGGGGUUUGGGGAAAUGUUUAAAACCGAGUGGGACUGCAGUACUACAAAAAGGCUAAGAAUUUCUGCCCUAAAACACUUAAUGUCAUACCAAUCUGGAAUUUCGGUAGACCGAAGAUUAAGGUUGAAGAAGAAAGUUGCAGAACUAUUUACCAUGAUCAUGGGCUAAUUAAGGCUUUCUGAUCUGGCUCUACUAUCAAUUGAAAGUGAUACGGUGAAGGGUAUUGAUUGUUGCUCAAGUGAUUGACAGGUUUGCAGCUUUGAAAAUUUUUAAAUACUGUAAAGUAAAUUUAAUGUAAAAAUAACCAUAACAAUGUUGUUAUGAAAUACCGGUACAUUGAGCUCCUGACCUCCAUUUAAUUUGUUUUUUGUUCUUGUCAUAGUUAUACUGUGGACUUAUUUUAUCAAGAAGAAAUCCAUUGAGGAAGUCGCGGGAAGGGGGGUGACACCAUGAGUUUACUGCAACGGGCGACACCAACCCUAGCUACGCCACCGCCCUGUAGUAAAUUUAUGUACCUGUACAAAGAUUGAAAAAAAGUAUUACUAUUUAACCAAAAAAAAAAUAUUUUAAUUGUGAUAGUAAUAAUUUAUAAUGCAAAUUUAAGGGAAAUCUUUUAUAAAAUAUACUACCUGUAAGUUAGCCUAGAUAUAUUUCUGGAAAUAAAUGCAUUAAGGGUCCACAUUUAAAAAAUUUUACCAAGGUUGUUAUAUACAAAGAAUUUAAUUAUUUAAGUUUAUUUUUCAACAAUUUUUAUUUAUAAAUUGACCUUAAUUAACAAUCUAUAACUUUGUCCAACUUUAUUUAACUCUUAUAUAUUUGUUAGUUACCUCUUUAAAUAUAAAAAGAAAUACAGGUGAUCUGAAAAUAUGAGGACUUAGAAACCAACUUAAUGUUUUAUAACAUAAAAUGAAAAAUUUUCUCUCUGUAACUUGCUUAGUUUUCAUCAGACUAACAAUUAAAAAAAAGAAAUUCUAGAAUUUCAAAGCAAGCAGACUUCUAAAAUAAUACCAUACUAAUUAAAAUUUGUUUGUCAAACAAUUCCGUAUUAUUUUUCUUAGAUGGAACAGUUGGCUUUGUGGUCCCACGAGAUGAAGGUGGUUAUGUAGUUGGUCUCAACCGAACCAUUUCACUAGUGGAUUGGAAUACAAAAGCUGUAACAACACUAGCUGAAGUUGAGCAGGGCUCAAAGAACAGGUUCAAUGAUGCUAAAUGCGAUGCCUCAGGUCGUCUGUGGGCAGGUGACUUAACUGUGUAAAUAUAUAAUUAAAACAAAUACCAGAAAUAUCAUAAACUCAUUUGUUGUUGCCACGUUUGAAUGUUUUUUUAAUACCCGGUACUCAUGAAAAAAUUAUUAUUUUUUUAGUGUUAACAAGAGUGUAAAAAAAACUUGUUUCUUCAUAUAUUCAGGAACUAUGGGGUUUGAAACAGUUCCUGGCAAGGUAGAUAGUGGUGAAGGCAACCUGUAUAGCUUCUCUACAGAUCGCAAAUUAACUAAGCAUCUUGGUAAUAUCGACAUCAGUAAUGGCAUGGAUUGGACUGAUGACAACUCUGUGAUGUACUACAUUGAUUCAGUCCCAAGAAAAGUUUUUGCUUUUGACUUUAACAUUGAAGAAGGAACCAUAAGUAAGCUUACAGUUACAGUCAUAUUAUUAAAUAAUUUACCAGUACAUAUUUCUUUAAACUAAAAAAAAUAAUAUAUAUCUAAACAAAGAAAAUAUUUGUUAUUUUUACAUGAUUUACCUACAGACAAUCAAAGAACUGUUGUUGAGUUUGAGCCCAACACUGAUUCAUCAUAUGGUCUUCCUGAUGGAAUGUGUAUAGAUGUCGAGGGGAAGAUUUGGGUUGCUUGUUUUGGUGCCGGUCGUGUUCACAGAUUUGACCCUGAAACUGGUAAAGCAUGUUUUGCUUAAAAAAAAAUUUGUGCACUGGUUUUCCUUUGAUGGCUUAUUAUUAAUUGUUUCACAGUUAAGCUUUUCUUUAUAUUCUGCAUACACAUUUAUUUAUACUUUACAAACAUGAUGUAACUGCAAGUCUCUUCUUUCUAUUUGGAUUCAUUGUAUUAUUUUCACAGUUUUCUCAAGGGUAAAACUUUCAACAUAUUUAUGUAUGAAUUAAAUUAUUUAUCUGCAGGUAAAACAUUACAAACCUUAGAUUUCCCAGCAACCAAUACAACAUCUGUUUGUUUUGGUGGCAAACAUUUAGAUGAGCUGUUUGUUACUUGCAGUCAGUGGAGACUUCCAGAGGAAACACAAGAUAAACAGCCAUUAGCUGGAUCAGUUUUUAAAGUUACAGGCCUCAAUGUAAAAGGAAGGGCACCAAAUAAUUAUAAAGGCUAAAUGUCCCAGUCCUACAUAGGCUGAUAACAUUUAUUUUGUAUUCAAUUAUGUGUUGAAAUCAGGUGUUGAUUGAUGCUGUCUUAUUUAAAAUGUAUCCAUUUUUGAUCAUUUUUCAUGGAGAUUUUUGUUGACUAAAUGCUGUGUUAUUAUUGCUGCUCAAGAGACUUAGAUGCAUUUAUUAUUAUUGUUAUAAAUUAAGUUUUACAUAUUAGUUAACUAUGAUACAUUGAUAUUUUCUUAUACACACUUCCAACUUCGGUGACUUACCAGACUUACAACUUACAUAGACCAAGAGUCUGAAACUAAGAGUCUUGGUUUACCACAUCUGCAUGCAGAAAAAGUAUUUUAUAGAUAAAUAAAAAAAACAAAAAUGUUAACAAAGAUAAUUUCUUUUUGUGUAAUCUUCAAUAAUUAUUUUCCUUGUAAGGAAAUCAAGUGUUGUUUUAAAUAUUGAAAUUAAAAAUGGGCUAAUUAAAAUGACUAAGUGGCUCUGUUUCAGGCCUAAUGUUUCUCAGUAACUCUUAAAAACAACCACAGGCAUUUGGAUUUGUGAAUUUUAAAAAAAAUUUGUGAUUAUCAAAGCCUUAAAUUCUAUCCUACUCCAACUUUAAAAAAAAAAUGUUUAAUACCAGUAAUUCUCAACUGUUUACUGGACUGACAUUAACUAUAAAAGGAAAUUAGAAUCGGCUAUAACUUUUUGAAACCUACUUCUGCAAUAUUUGUUUUAUUAUUAACCAAUAAAAUUUUUCCCAAUUUGAUUUUGCCCUGUGCUUUAUAGUUAUUAAAUCAGGUAAAUAUUUCAAUGCAUGUUUUUCAUUUCACAACUUUUUCCAAAUUGCAGUCCAAUUUUAAUGAUUUUUUUAAGUGGAAAAAUCUAGGUUUCAAAAAUUGAACCAUAAAACUGACAUUUUUAAAGUAAAAAAGGGUUUAAAUAAGGAACCUUUAUUAUGCUUUAUCAUGUUUUUAAAAAGAUGCCUUACAAAACUAUUUUUUUAAGAGACAUGCCAAGUAUAUUAUUGAGAAAAAUUAUGUCCUAAUUUGCACUUCUAUUGAAAUUUCAAACCUGUGGAGUUACAAAAUGAUAUUUAUUUUCAGUUUUUAACCAUCUAGAUUUCACGUAAUUAUAUUUGUAUAUAUUUCUCAUGUAUUACACAGGUAUAUCAGGGAUCAGUGCAAAUUCUUUUUUAAUAAAUGAAUUUUAAAAUUUAUACAAGUGCCUGUUUACAUAAUUUUUAUCAAGUCACUAUAAAUGGUCAAGUUUAUUUAAUGAACCUGGUAUUUCAAGAUACCUGAGACAUAUUUGUUUGGCAUAGCUAGGCCUAUAUUUUAUAACCAAGAAUGAAUUUAAUUAACUUUAUUUAGUUCUAUAAGUAAGAAAUUAAACCAAAUUUAUUUUGGUUUUCAAUUCACCAUUGCAAAUUUAAUCUUAAAAAUAUCUUAUCAAUACAAAAAUCUAUUUAAAUAAAACUACAGGCAAAUGUGUAAAAUUUAUUAUUAUUAUCUUUUUUUAAAUUAAAGAAAUAUAUUAUUUUGCGCCAAAUUUUUAUUUCUAUUUCAGUAUUGCUCUAUUGAAAUACAUUGCUUUAUUACUUAUCCAUGUGAUUUGAUCUUGAUCCAUAUUAUUAAUUAUCUUGUAUAAAAUUAUUUGUACAUGUACUGUACAUUCAUUUUUCAUGAGAGACAAAAUGUAAAACUCCAAUAAAAUUGUGAAAGAAUGUUUUUAAACAAUUCAGAAGUCUUUUUUUUUUUAAGAUCGAUCAAUCGGAAAUUUUAAAAAAUAAAUUAA